Messenger RNA from Poecilia reticulata (guppy), 1115 nucleotides. RefSeq names its product forkhead box protein H1. The record is from RefSeq and is a predicted model, not a curated record. NCBI's taxonomy places the organism in Eukaryota, Metazoa, Chordata, Actinopteri, Cyprinodontiformes, Poeciliidae. Gene Ontology annotation, biological process: regulation of DNA-templated transcription. Gene Ontology annotation, molecular function: sequence-specific DNA binding; DNA-binding transcription factor activity.
CUAGAGCCGACCACUUCGUCCUCACAGAAGCAGGGGAUGUGAUCACCAGUCUCUCUCGGUGCCCAGGUCGAAUCUCCAGCAGAGGGAAAGCAGAGCAAGAUGAUGGGCUACAGAGCUGAGUUUUAUCGUCAUGGCCCUGUUGGCAGUACUCAGAGAGCUGCUUUCAAGUGGGCCACGACUUACCUGUCCAAGAUUGCUGUAAUCCUACGGAAUGCUCCAAACUGGAUGCUCACUUUCACCCAGUUGAUGGAUAGACUGAUGCAGCUGAUGUCCGAGGACAGAAAAUCUCUUGAGAACAACAUCAGAGUCUGUUUGUCUACUCACGGUUGCUUCAUCAAAGUUCCAGUGAUCCCGAAUUCCCUGAACAGCAAGAAAAACUACUGGAAACUGGACUGCAGUCAGAUCACAGCAAAGAUGGUGCGCCGUCACUUUAACGGCCUCCUGCAAUUCUUCCCCGAGCUGGCCUCUAAGCUCGAAAGGGAGAAGCUGGACAGAGCUGCCCCCUCUCCUCAACCUGCAUCCCGCAGGCCUGACCAGGUCAGAUGUAAGGUGAAGUUCACCGGGCCUUUCUCCGUCGAAUCCCUGUUGAAGAGAGACAGCCCCCCUUCUCCACCCUCCGGAGCUUCCCCUCUGCCUGGCGUGGAGCAGCAGCCUUUGCCCACGACCCCACAAAGAGACUUCAUCUGCUACCCCGCGGCUCCCCUGAUUUCACACGCUUCGAAUUGUUUUUCCCACAUCGGCUCAGCAGGGGGCAGCACAGAUCACACGCUCGUUGCUGACAGAGCUGUUGAACCCGCCCGGUGGGUUCCUGUGCGCGCGGAUCCCUCGUCUGCUCCUUACUUCACCAGCGCGCCGCAUGGUUUCGUCACUUAUUCCCCAGCGACAUUUACAAACGUCACGUCUCGUGUAUGGCAAUGAAUUGUUUCACACCUGUAAAAGUAGUCUUCUGCAUUUUCUUCCGGCGGAAUACACACUUCAAAGUACUUUUGUUUUUUUUGUUUUUCUUCUUAGAAACCCGUAAACAUGUUAAGCUAAUGUAUAUAGCUGCGUUUCAAUGCUUUUUUUUGUCCCAGAUAAAACAUUUUUUGAGUAAGGCUAAUAAAUCAUCACGUAUA